AUAGAUUGCCAAACUCUUUUGAAGAGAUAUUAAAUACAACUCAUAGAACUGAAAGAGAAGUCAAAGCUUCUCUUUCAAAACUCAGGAGAAUGAUUCUUUUAGAGGGCUUGCCUGAAGAGGGAAAGUCUUGCGUUUAUGAUAAAGUUCGAAAUGAUACGUUUAGGACUCUGGCCACAGAUAAGAAAUUUUUAGAACGAGUCAAUGAAGAUAUGUUAAUUCGUGUAUUGAAUGCUUUUGUCUGGAAAAUGAAAUCAUCUACAAUUUGUGGAAAUCAAACGGUUACAUAUGUUCAGGGAAUGAAUGUCCUCGCUGCGCCUUUCUUAUUUACUAUGUCAGAGAUAGACGCAUUCUUUUCUUUUGCUACGUUUAUUAAAACAUGCUGUCCUUUAUAUGUUACACCCACACUUCAAGGGGUUCAUUGUGGACUAAAGCUCUUGGAUCAAUGUCUUCAAAUUAUUGAUCCAAAAUUAUUCAAUUAUUUAAAAUUAAAAAAACUUACUGCAGAAAUUUAUGCUUUUCCUU
Molecule: messenger RNA, 522 nt
Organism: Scutellospora calospora
Lineage: Eukaryota; Fungi; Glomeromycota; Glomeromycetes; Diversisporales; Gigasporaceae
Source: the annotation of a GenBank genome assembly